AUGUCAAAACAACAACAAAGUAAAUUAUAUUCAUCUCAACAUAUAGCUUCUCAUACAAAGUUAAAGACAAGAGCUGAUUUAAAUCAAAUAAAAGAAUCAGAGGAGAGAAGAGAGAGAGACAGACAUAGAGAUAGAGACGACUAUUAUAAUAGUCGUGAUAGUGAUCGAUCAAGAGGAGGAGAUGGAGAUAGAGAUUACCGAUCGUCACGUGACGACGAAAGAAGAGAUGGCGGUAGUGGUGGUGAAAGACACCAAGAAAAAUAUUAUAGAAAUGAUGAUCAUCGUAACAACCAUCAUCAGGCAAAGAAACAAGAAGAGGAAAAACAAAGAGUAAAAGACGAAGAAAAAGAAGAUGUUAAACAAUCAACAACAUCUACAACUUCAACAACAAGUAAAAUUGUACAACCAUUUGAUAAGAAUAUUGAUGCUGAUGAUACUGAUAGUUCAGAUGACGACGAUGACGACGACGAAGAAGAAUUAGAUCAAGGCAAUGAAAAUGGUGAUGGAAAGAAUCAUAUUAAAAAUAUUAAUGACACUGAUGAUGACGACGAAGAAGAUGAAGACGAUGAAGACGAUGAAGAAGAGUUACUAAGAGAAUUGGAAAAGAUUAAAAAGGAGAAAGCUGAAAAACUAAAGAGAAAACAAAUGGAGGAUGAAGAAGAUGAAAAGAGAACAAGACAACAAAGUUUAUUAUCAAGUAACCCAUUAUUAAAUAAUGACAAUAAUAAUAAUACAGGCGGAGAUUAUUCUAUAAAGAAAAAAUGGUACGAUGAUUCUAUAUUUAAAAAUCAAGCAAAUGAAGAACCUUUAAAGAAAAGAUUUGUAAAUGAUACAACUAGAAAUGAUUUUUCAAGAAAGUUUAUGUCAAAAUAUAUUCAAUAA
Cavenderia fasciculata is the source of this 882-nucleotide messenger RNA. RefSeq names its product putative pre-mRNA-splicing factor CWC15 (gene cwc15-2). Gene Ontology annotation, biological process: mRNA cis splicing, via spliceosome. The transcript is spliced from 3 exons. Gene Ontology annotation, molecular function: RNA binding. The coding region runs from base 1 to 882 and encodes 293 amino acids. Lineage: Eukaryota; Evosea; Eumycetozoa; Acytosteliales; Cavenderiaceae. Gene Ontology annotation, cellular component: catalytic step 2 spliceosome. The record is from RefSeq and is a predicted model, not a curated record.